CACAACCUCCCCUAGCUAUCCAUCCCCGGGUGGCGUUGCUUCAGCCGUUUGCCUCACUCUUCGUCAGAUACAUCUGUGACAGCCAUCAAACAAUCUCCAGCCCUUAGUUAUCAGCUCUCACGAACAUUCGAUCACUUGGUUCACAGGAAUGAAUCGGAAAUCAUCAACUACCGGGAGGGGAAUGACCCCACUAGCUGAUACCUCGUCCGUACCUAGACGAACCUCUGCGAGACUGGCUAGAGCAUCCUCAGCAGCUUAUACUGGAAACUCGAACAAUUCAGAAAAUGGAGGCAAUCCCAUAGGCCGGAAGCCCGCGGUGGAAGGGGCGAUGUCUUCUGGAGAUAGACCAUACUCUAUCGAAGUUGCAAUACCUCUGAGGAGAUAUCCGGUCUCAUCUUCAUCUGCUUCUCCCCUUCCAACCGAAGAUAUAUCCGGCGACGAAGACAUAACGCCUGCAUACAGUACACCCGCAACUAGUAUGGCAGUCACGCCUGUGGAAUCAGAUGCAAGCCGACCGAGGAAGAGGGUCAGCGCCUCUACACGUGCUCAGGAAUUACGAUCGAGUGCUAUGUCUUUACAUACACCGCCAGGGUCUAAGAGGUCUUCAGCGGCACUUUCUAUAAGCCAUCCCACGUUGCAAGAUUCCGAUGCAGUAUUGGCUCAGCAUCUUCAAGCUCAAGAAUAUCAAGAACCACCUUUCAAGUUACGAAGGACCUCGAGACGGCUUCACUCCAGAGUGGAAGACUCGACCGAAGAAGAUAGUGUCCUUGGGCUCGAUUCUGAUCGCGAUGCAUAUGAGGAUUUAUCCAGGGGACCGACCACUUCGCGCGGGGUAAGAAGAUCUCUUCGAUCAGCUAACAAGAGUAGCCUCCGCCAGAUAUCCCCUACUGAUGUGGGCGAUGGCGAAUCAAGCGACGAUCCUCUGACUGACAUUGAAUCGGUCUCUUCUGCAUCUUCCUCGGAUGAGGAUGAAGUUCUAGUCCCACCAAGGCGCUCCAGGAUCGGAAAUAUGCGUAAUGCUAGAGGACGAGCCGCCACACGAGGGGUUUCACGCAGAGCGGGCAGAAAUCCUCGCUCAGAGCCAGCAGAGACAGGAAGGAGGGGGUCCCGUGCUCUCAAGGAAAGACUGAAACUUGAAAGGCAGCAUCCAUGCGUCACUACAAUGUGGGAUGAUCUGAGGAACACUCCACCGAUGAAGCCGGUAAUGGCGGAACAACCUCCGGGUAUAUCGAGAGCACUCAAGCCAUUCCAGCUUGAAGGUCUGAGCUGGAUGAUGCAACAAGAAGAAUCACAUUACAAGGGAGGGUUAUUGGGAGACGAGAUGGGCAUGGGAAAGACAAUCCAGGCCGUUUCCCUUCUUAUGUCUGAUUACCCAGCUGGUAGGCCAUCGCUUGUCGUGGUUCCUCCAGUUGCUUUGAUGCAAUGGCGAUCAGAGAUUAAAGAAUAUACGAAUGGUCAAUUGAAUGUCCUCAUCUACCACAAUUCGAACCCGAAGGUCAAAACCCUCUCAAAGCAGGAUCUUCUGGCCUAUGAUGUGAUAAUGAUUUCUUAUUCUGGUCUCGAAUCAAUUCACCGCAAAGAAUUGAAAGGGUGGAAUCGCGAUGAUGGAAUCAUCCAGGAGAACAGCGUCAUUCAUUCUAUUCAUUAUCAUCGCUUGAUCCUGGAUGAAGCGCACAGCAUUAAGCAACGUACAACUAGUGUCGCCCGUGCAUGCUUUGCACUGAAAGCAAACUACAAAUGGUGUCUGUCGGGUACUCCUGUCCAAAAUCGGAUUGGAGAGUUUUUUUCUCUCCUUCGCUUUCUGGAUGUCCGGCCGUUUGCCUGCUACUUUUGCAAGCAGUGCCAGUGCCAGCAGCUUCAUUGGUCACAGGAUGCAGCCAAAAAAUGCACUGACUGCGGGCAUAGUGGGUUCAGCCAUGUCUCAAUCUUCAACCAGGAAAUUUUGAAUCCUAUCACUGAGAGGGAUAAUCCGGAAGGACGCAAGGAGGCAUUGUCGAAGCUUCGCCUCAUAACUGAUAGGAUCAUGCUGCGGCGAAUAAAAAGAGAUCAUACAGCUUCGAUGGAGCUUCCACCAAAGCGUGUCAUUCUCCAUAACGAAUUCUUUGGAGAGAUUGAACGUGAUUUCUCUCGGAGCAUCAUGACUAACACGACGAGGCAGUUUGAUACGUAUGUAAGCCGUGGUGUCAUGUUGAACAAUUACGCAAAUAUCUUCGGCCUUAUUAUGCAGAUGCGCCAGGUUGCGAAUCACCCAGACCUCAUUUUGAAGAAACACGCAGAAACCGGGCAAAACGUACUUGUCUGCUGCAUUUGCGACGAACCGGCGGAAGAAGCAAUUCGUUCCCGUUGCCAUCAUGAGUUUUGCCGAAGAUGCGCCAAAGACUAUGUUAGGUCGUUCGAUGUGGGCUCAAUCGUCGAUUGCCCUCGGUGCCACAUCCCUUUGUCGAUCGAUUUCGAACAACCUGACAUCGAGCAAGAGGAAGAGUGCAUCAAGCAAAAUUCUAUCAUCAAUCGGAUCCGCAUGGAGGACUGGACAUCGUCAACCAAGAUUGAGAUGCUUGUUUACGAGCUCUAUAAACUGAGAAGCAAGAAGCAGACACUGAAGUCAAUUGUCUUCUCCCAGUUCACCUCGAUGUUGCAACUUGUGGAAUGGCGUCUACGUCGAGCUGGUUUCAACACCGUCAUGCUCGAUGGAACUAUGACACCGGCACAACGCCAGAAUUCUAUCGAAUACUUUAUGAACAAUGUCGAUGUCGAAGUGUUUCUAGUUUCCCUCAAGGCCGGCGGUGUGGCUUUGAAUUUAACCGAGGCGUCGAGGGUUUUUAUCGUUGACCCGUGGUGGAACCCAGCUGCAGAAUGGCAGAGUGCAGACCGAUGUCAUCGCAUCGGCCAGCGCCGACCUUGUGUCAUAACUCGAUUGUGCAUUGAAGAUUCGGUAGAAUCUCGAAUAGUUAUGCUACAAGAGAAGAAGGCCAACAUGAUCAACGGUACCAUUAACAAAGAUCAAGGAGAGAAACUAGAGAAGCUUACCCCGGAAGACAUGCAAUUUUUGUUUAGAGGAUCUUAGGCUUGGUCAGGCAGGGGAAGGGAAGAGUAAAGAGGGGGAACGAGUGUUUAGAGAUAGACAUAGGUCAGAGAAUCAGUCAAGAGAACAGCGGAUUAAGUGAAGGGCAGUAGCUAUCUAGACUAGUAUCAGCGGGUGGUGGGGGAGGGAUUUUUGUGAUUUCGCUGGUACAUAACGAUGACGGCGUUCUUGAUGGUGGGAGAGCAGGUACAAUUCGGACACGGUGGAUCAAAGGAUCUCACAUCUACAUGAAGUCUACGUAUGCUCUGGGGCCUCGGUACAUACUAGAUACUCUACGC
Molecule: messenger RNA, 3360 nt
Organism: Aspergillus neoniger CBS 115656
Lineage: Eukaryota; Fungi; Ascomycota; Eurotiomycetes; Eurotiales; Aspergillaceae
Product: DNA repair protein RAD16
Exons: 11
Coding region: 149-3064 (971 amino acids)
Molecular function (GO): ATP-dependent chromatin remodeler activity; ATP binding
Source: RefSeq, a predicted model, not a curated record